Messenger RNA from Saccharomyces kudriavzevii IFO 1802, 1332 nucleotides. Its product is annotated as 2-aminoadipate transaminase. Lineage: Eukaryota; Fungi; Ascomycota; Saccharomycetes; Saccharomycetales; Saccharomycetaceae. Gene Ontology annotation, biological process: biosynthetic process. Gene Ontology annotation, molecular function: L-2-aminoadipate:2-oxoglutarate transaminase activity; pyridoxal phosphate binding. The record is from RefSeq and is a predicted model, not a curated record. Bases 1 to 1332 code for a protein of 443 amino acids. The transcript has a single exon.
AUGGCCAACAGUGAGAUCAAUUUCUUCAAGGGACACCCGAGUUCGAGGCUGCUGCCUCGAGAGGCGGUGAUCGAGGCUACUGCGGCUGUGCUGGGCCCUCAGACUAGGGAGUACGAUAACGACCCCUGCAAUAGGCAUCCGCUCACGUACGGUUCCGACGAGGGCGCCCUGUGGGUGCGGGAGCAGAUCUGUAGGUUUCUCAAUGAGCAGGUGUUCAAGUUCAAAGAUGGGGCCCGGACUAGGACACUGGCGCAGCAUUUGAAUCUGGACAGCGGCGCCUCGUACGGGAUGCUGAACAUCCUUCUGCAGACGACCCUGCCACACAACGGGUACACCAGACAGGCGUUCAUCAUCACGCCGACGUAUUUCUUGAUCAAUGACUGCUUCACGGAUGCCGGGUUCAAGGGCAAGAUAACCGCUAUCAACGAGAGGGGCCACGACUCGAUUGACUUUGAGUCGUUGAUCGCCGCACUGGACCGCCACGAGGCGGAACCGCAGCCCAGAGGCACCACGGAGAUCAUUCAGGGCUCGAAGCUGAGCAAGAAAAUCUUCAAGUACGUCAUGUACUGCAUUCCGACGUUUGCGAACCCGUCGGGCAAUACGUACUCGCUCGAGACCCGACGCAGGCUCAUUGACAUCGCCCGCCAGUACGACAUGCUGGUCAUCACCGAUGACGUGUACGACAUUCUGGACUACACCACCCCUGCCGAUGAGCUGCCCUCUCCACCCUUGAGAAUGGUGCACAUAGAUAGAAGCACAGCGGCCUCGAGCGAGGACUCGUUUGGCAACACGGUCUCCAACGCGACGUUCUCCAAGCUGAUCGCCCCCGGGCUCAGGUUUGGAUACCACGAAUCCAUCAAUGCGAACCUCGCCAGACAGCUCUCCAAGGGGGGUGCGAACGUAUCUGGCGGAACGCCCUCGCAGUUGAACUCAAUGAUCGUGGGCGAGUUGCUGCGUAGCGGUGCCGCCCAGAGGUGCAUUGCACAUUUGAGGGCCGUGUACUCUGAAAGAGCCGCUGUCCUGACCGCAGCCCUCAAGAAGUGCAUGCCGCCGGGAACGGAGAUGCCGCCAUUGAGGGGUGGCUAUUUUGUCUGGAUCACCUUGCCGCCAGCGUACAACGCCAUGGAGAUAUCGACCGUUCUUGCCAAGAAGUAUAAUGUCAUCCUGGCCAACGGUUCGAAUUUCGAAGUCCUGGGCGACGAGAAAAACUGGGGCCGGUCGUCCUUCAGACUAUCCAUCAGCUUCCUCGAGACCCAUCAGAUUGAAAGGGGCAUUGAGCUGUUUGGCGCCGCCUGCAAAUCCCAUGCGAUCGCUAAUAACAUAGUUAUAUAG